Cladocopium goreaui is the source of this 556-nucleotide messenger RNA. The record is from the annotation of a GenBank genome assembly. Lineage: Eukaryota; Dinophyceae; Suessiales; Symbiodiniaceae.
GAUCUCUUUAAUUCAAGCUGGUCUUUAUGGAGAUCCUGAAGAAAGCCUCGCUUUGAAUUUGCGGCGUGCUUUUCGCGACUUUCAGCUGUGGUGUAGAGAAAACAAGGUUCAGUGCUCACAGGUGCCUUGGACCACCGGGACCGGGAUGGUGGUGAAAAAGGGUCGCAACGUGCUCAUGAGCCACAAAGCUUUCAAUGAGCGCAUGAUUGUAGAGUACUUGGCAGAGUGUUGUGAGCGGGUCGUUGAUCAGAAUUUGCCUGGGAACAGCCGUGCAUUUGGGCAAUGGUUGUGCGAGCAAGUACUUCAGGGCAAGAGGGAAUGGCCAUCGCCAUCAAACCCUGAAUUUGGUUUGGCUGCAACAUGUUUGAAAUCGAUUGCUCGAUGGUUCAACUUGUGUGAAAGGAAUGGCCGAUACUUGACAGCCAAGGCGGCAAAGGACAUCGGGGAUGCUGGAAAGCAGUUCAUCGAUUCGCACCUUCUGCUGUCUUUUCUUGAGAUGAGGAGCUGGGUCAGGGCGUCAAAACUUCUAACAACAUGUACCUGGAUGUAUACAUGA